AUUAAUGUCGAUAUCAGACGUAACAAUUGAUGUUAGUAUACUAAUAAGUGUGGCGUUCUAGUUUAACACACUGUUUAUAACAUGCGAGUCUGCUCUUAUGCUUCUUACGCAAAGUUCGUAUCCUGCGCAAACAGCGCAUUCAGCGGAAGGUCGUUUGUUUUCCUCAAUGUGGUUGAUCUUAGCGUCGCUGAAAGUGUUAGAAACUGUUAUAAACAGUUAUUAUCGAAGUGAAAACACUACAUUUUAUUGUAACCGAGGAUCUAAGUGCUGUUUCUGGACAACAAACAGCUGGUUCGUUGUUGCUGUGUCUUUUUGGGGGCAGUUUACUGGGUCUUUACGGAUUUGGAGAAGAAACUGGAAGCUCUGGAUAUUUAAAGUUGCAUGUUGGAGAAAAUGUCGUCUAAGUCGAGCUCUAACAGCGUGGCCCUGGCGAGGAGGACGGUACAGCAGCUCCGGGUGGAGGCCAAUAUCGAGAGGAUAAAGGUGUCCAAAGCUUCAGCUGAUCUCAUGCGCUACUGCAGUGAACAUGCCAAGUAUGAUCCCCUUCUCAUGGGCAUCCCGGCUUCAGAAAAUCCCUUCAAAGACAAAAAACCCUGCACUUUACUGUAGUCACCGUCCAUCGUCUUCUCCCUUAUUUAAUUAACAUUGCCACUGAACACUGCCUUAACUCCACACCGUGUUAACAUCAGUCAGCUCUAAUCACAGACGAACACGAGCAUCUGUGUGUUGGGAAUAACGUACUGUGUGUGUUUGUUGUUUAAUGCUGAACAUAAUGCAUUCCAGGGAAUUUGAGCAAAAACUGUGCCAUGAAAUAAUUUUGCCCUCAGUAUUGAACUUGUGGAAGUUGUUUGAAUCUUGAAACAUGAACUAAAAAUAUAAUAAUUUCAAUUAUUACGAGCGACACAUUUAAAAUAGCCGGUGAUAUAGUUGUGUAGAAUUUUAGAAUUUUAGAUGUGCUUUUAUAUGAAACACUAAACAACACAAUGAUUUUUACUAUAAAAAGGAGUGUGUUACCUUUAAAGAGGCCCACACCCCUUUUUUAAAGUUUUUUUAGUAUUGACCAGUGAUGUAUCUCUCUCUCUCUCUCACACACACACACAAACACACACACACACACAGUGCACAAAUACUGGUGUAAUACACAUUUGAUAUGACAAGGAAAGUUUAGACUUGGAUAAUAAAGCUGAAAUCACAAAGUGUCUCGCACUACAGUACAUACCACAGUGUUCAUUGUACUUGAAGCUACGAGAACAUCAGAUUAUAUCGUUAUAUCUGAUUACAUCUGAUUACAUCACACUGCACCUUUCACAUCUCAGUGCACCAGAGAAAAACACCUCCUUUGUCCCACUGACCUCAAACACUCGACUGUGUCACCUCGGCUUGUUACAUGAACAAUUUAGGACAAGUUAUAGUUAUGUUUUUUUUUUUUCUGGAGGUCGCGAUAUUGUUGGAUUUCCGUGUACAGUACAGUUUGUGGGAAUAAAGGAUGAACUGAAGAACUAUCA
Messenger RNA from Tachysurus fulvidraco (yellow catfish), 1505 nucleotides. It is a transcript of the gene gng12a, whose product is annotated as guanine nucleotide binding protein (G protein), gamma 12a. Gene Ontology annotation, molecular function: G-protein beta-subunit binding. The record is from RefSeq and is a predicted model, not a curated record. Bases 382 to 609 code for a protein of 75 amino acids. The transcript is spliced from 3 exons. Gene Ontology annotation, cellular component: heterotrimeric G-protein complex. NCBI's taxonomy places the organism in Eukaryota, Metazoa, Chordata, Actinopteri, Siluriformes, Bagridae. Gene Ontology annotation, biological process: G protein-coupled receptor signaling pathway.